Meriones unguiculatus (Mongolian gerbil) is the source of this 2036-nucleotide messenger RNA. It is a transcript of the gene Smpdl3b, whose product is annotated as sphingomyelin phosphodiesterase acid like 3B. Lineage: Eukaryota; Metazoa; Chordata; Mammalia; Rodentia; Muridae. Gene Ontology annotation, molecular function: sphingomyelin phosphodiesterase activity. Bases 582 to 1850 code for a protein of 422 amino acids. Gene Ontology annotation, biological process: sphingomyelin catabolic process. The transcript is spliced from 7 exons. The record is from RefSeq and is a predicted model, not a curated record.
UGUGAUAAAGUCUCAUGUAAUUCAGACUGGCCUCGAAGUCAUCCUGUGGCCUAUGAUGGCCAUGAACUCCUAAUCCUCCUGCCUCCACCUCGAGAGUGCUGAGAUCAUCGGUGCAGGAGUCUUACCACAUCUGGCUUAAGUUUCGGUUCCUGUAUUCACAUAUCUCCAACUAGCAUUUAAGGCCUUUUGGUGGCCAAAGCCAGCCAAUUAAUUCAUUCCUGUUGCUGUUCUGCAAGGAGAAGAUCAUGAGUGGAAGGUGCUUGCUGUGAUUUCGAAUCAUUUUGCUCUUAGUUACUUCUGUAUUUCUCUCGAAAAGUAGGGGGCUCUAAUACAGUAUCUUGCAACAAAGAUGUGGUUUCCACGGAGACCUGCAAGUUUUCCCUCUCAUCAAGCUCAGGCCCUACGGGGCAGAGGAGGAAAAUAAAGCGCAGCCAGCCGCCAGAGAUAACUUGGAUCAAAGGUAGCAGCCAGACGGGAAGUUCUGCCCAGACACGUGGCUGGACAGAAGUUGGAAGGAGACUGCGGAGCGGACAGACCAGGAGGAGCCUCAGCCGCUGUGAUUGACCUUGAGGACGAAGAGGAUGACGAGGAUGACGUUGCUCCGGUGGCUGAUAUUCCUGACCCCCUGGGGAGUCGCAGUUGCUGAACUAGGGAGGUUUUGGCACAUCUCUGACCUGCAUCUGGACCCCAACUACACCGUAUCGAAAGACCCCCUUCAGGUGUGUCCGUCGGCCCAAUCCCGGCCUGUGCCAAAUCCCAGCCCUUGGGGUGACUACCUCUGCGACUCUCCUUGGGCCCUUAUCAACUCCUCCAUCUACGCCAUGAAGGAGAUUGAGCCAAAGCCAGACUUCAUUUUCUGGACAGGGGAUGACACCCCGCACGUCCCCAAUGAGAGCCUGGGGGAGGCAGCCGUGUUGGCAAUCGUGGAACGCCUGACCAACCUCCUCAGGGAGGUCUUUCCAGACACUAAAGUCUAUGCUGCACUGGGAAAUCACGACUUUCACCCGAAAAGCCAGCUCCCAGCAGAAAGCAACAGCAUCUACAGUCGGGUGGCGGCAAUGUGGAGACCCUGGCUUAGCAAUGAGUCCUUCGCUCUCUUCAAAGGAGGUGCCUUCUAUUCUGAGAAGUUGCCGGGUCCUGGCAGGGCAGGGCGAGUUGUGGUCCUCAAUACCAAUCUGUACUACAGCAACAAUGAGCAGACAGCCGGCAUGGCCGACCCCGGCCAGCAGUUUCAGUGGCUGGGAGAUGUGCUGAGCAAUGCAUCUCGGGACGGAGAGAUGGUGUACAUUAUCGGCCACGUGCCCCCAGGCUUUUUUGAGAAGACACAGGGGAAGGCCUGGUUCCGAGAGAGCUUCAACGAACAGUACCUGAGGGUGGUCCAGAAGCAUCAUCGUGUCAUAGCAGGCCAAUUCUUCGGGCACCAACAUACCGACAGCUUCCGGAUGUUCUACGACAACUCAGGACGCGGUGACCUACUUUCUGAACCUGAGCCAGGCCAGUGCACACGAGACCCCACGCUGGGAGCAGGAGUACUGCCUGACAGAGGCCUACCAGGUGAAGGAUGCAGGCACGGGCUCCAUGCACACGGCGCUGACCCGAAUCGCCAGCGAGCCUCACAUCCUGCAGCGUUAUUACGUCUACAACUCGGUCAGCUACGACCAUUCGACCUGCGGGGACCUCUGCCGCGCCGAGCACGUGUGUGCCAUGCAGCAGGUGGCCUUCGGCACUUACGCUACCUGCCUGCAUGGCCUGGGCGCCCGGCUGGUGCCUGGUUUCCUGCUGGUCCUGACCCUGCUGCCGAGCCUGUUGGCGGGGCUGUGACUGCGGGCUGUGACUGCCUGCCCUCCUAGCCAGGGGCAUCUUUCUCCUGGUAACACUGGGCAACCUCAUCCCAUGUAGAGAUAAACUCUGCCAUCGGUCUCCCCUGUCCCCAGAGAGUAAAUGGCAUGGGACCUUUGGGCUCACCAGAGAGGUCCCUACGAAGCACGCUGCUUCCAAGUUUUUGUGUUUUACCCACAAAACAUGCACGUAGCACA